Molecule: messenger RNA, 1807 nt
Organism: Mizuhopecten yessoensis (Yesso scallop)
Lineage: Eukaryota; Metazoa; Mollusca; Bivalvia; Pectinida; Pectinidae
Product: WW domain-containing oxidoreductase-like
Exons: 9
Coding region: 241-1227 (328 amino acids)
Source: RefSeq, a predicted model, not a curated record
AACCCGGAAACGGAUUGUACGACGCACAGAACAGAUUGUAUUUCUUUUCUCCUCGCAGACGUAAACCGACCCACAAAGCCAACGGGGUACGUAAAGGAAGUGAUACCCGACUGGAAUGUUUACCUGAGCUCCACCUGUUCCUUUUCAAAGCGGUCUUUGUUAUUUACAAGACGGCAGGUAGCUUCAACUGAUUCGUAGAGUUUAUAUAUCUCACAGUUACCGAGGCCGACUAAACGAGUUAUGGGAGGGAGGCAGUCCUUCCCUAUAGUAUCCCUUCCCCGGGAUAGGAUAGUUAUCGUCACUGGAGGAAACACAGGUAUCGGCUAUCAAACGGCGAAAUGGAUAGCUAUGAUGGGGGCAACUGUGAUUAUUGCCUGUCGGUCCGAACAUAAAGCCAUCGGGGCAAUCCAGGAUAUGAAUCAAGAGUUUCAAGAUGAAAAACAGAAGGGAACCCUAGGCCUUGCUCAUUACGACAAACUGUGUGUAGAGUUUAUGAAGCUGGACUGUGCGUCACUUAAAUCUGUGCAGGAAUUUAUAGAAGAAUUCAAAGCGUCUGGAAGACAACUGCAUGUACUAUUAUGUAACGCAGGGAUUAAUACCGUCAAAAAGACUUUAACGGAAGAUGGAAAUGAGCUGUUGUUUCAGGUAAACUACCUGAGUCACUUCUUGAUUGCUGUGAGUCUACUCCCGGUGAUGAGAAUGUCUGGACGGGAUUGUCGAAUAGUGUUCCUGUCUAGUUUAUGGUACAAGUCUGGAAAAUUUGAUAUAAAGAAAAUAAAUGCCGAGCAGGAAACAUCGGACACAUACAAGAGUGACUACUACUACCAGAAGAGUAAACUAUAUCUGAUAAUGCUGAUGUACAAGAUGAACAGAAUAUUAAACCAGACUGACGUAACAGUCACGUGUGUACAUCCGGGUAUUGUACGAACCAAUAUGAUGGAAGAAUUCCAGCAACAGGCCUCGUUUUUAUACAGGGGAGCGAUAUCCUGUGCUAAUUGUCUAGGAUUAUCGACGUCCGUAGAACAGGGGGCCUGGACGUCUAUUAAUACAGUAGUGAACCCAGAACUGACCGGUGUCCGAGAUGUCUACUUCAACAAUUCAAAACCAGAGACCAUCAGAUCGCACGCAAGGGUAAAAGAAGACCAGGAAUCACUAUGGCAGUUUUCACUAGACCGGGUGAAAUAUCAUCUACCAGAAGACAUUCUUCAGGACCUUAUAACGAAAUGAUGUUUAGGAUGUAAUUGUCCUCUCAUUGCAUCUAUUGACAUGAGAUAGCUUUAAUAUACCUUGAUGUUCUGAAAUUUUAUAAAUAUGCGACAAUUUCUAUAUGUCAGUGUGAUUCUGAUAUCCACUGGUCUUUAAAAGUCGCUAUCAGAUCUGCGGUAUCGCAGAAAUAAAAAUGAAGGACCAAACCCUGCCUCCAGCACUCAGACAGAUAGCUAGACAUAUAUAACACACAUUAAGAAAUGCCCUGAUAUGAUGUUAGGUGUUAAAAGGAGGUUAAGUAAAAUAAAACCAACAACUAAAUCACCUUUAGAUCCAAGGUUUAUAUUUACACAAUCGGGCAUAUUAGCGAAACCGCAUCAUCAUCGCCAAGAUCGAAAUCAAAGUGUAUACAUACAGAACACAACUAAAUGAACUGGAAGAAUCCAGGAUUCCUUGCUACAUGUUACAUUUCCUUACUAAGGAGACAACGAAAGGGACGGAGAGGAUCCGGGAUUCCUCACUGCAUUUUACAUUAUUAUCCCCCGCUUUCACCGAAACGGGGAAUAUUAAUUUGGGUUUGUCUGUCUGUCUGUCUGUCUGU